AUGCCACUGGGCUGCGUGACUGGUACCUCCGCCGCCGCCAGUAUCGGAUCGCCAGGAGACGAUCUACCGUCCCAAGGACAGAACCGCGCCCCUCUCGUUGCUAGCUUCUCGGGCCACCGCCAUGAGCUCCACGACUUGUUUCUCCUUGGCCGCUCGCUAGCCAGUGGAUGCCGCCCCGUCCCUUGCUUCUGCCUGUUCUGUGACACGCCUGGUGCUCGUUACACAUUUUCAUUUGAUACCCACGAGAACUCGAUACUUUCAUCACGAGCGCAGUCUGCCUUUGCUUCUACAGACGCUGGCCAUUUGACAGAGACUACUCCCCGAAUAAUCCAACCAACCCAACCAACUCAACCGACUCUGAAUCUCCGUCUGGAACGUCUGAUUCUCACUUUUUCACCACCAGCCUCAAUACAAUCCUUAUACGCAAAUUUAUAA
Molecule: messenger RNA, 435 nt
Organism: Akanthomyces muscarius
Lineage: Eukaryota; Fungi; Ascomycota; Sordariomycetes; Hypocreales; Cordycipitaceae
Exons: 3
Coding region: 1-435 (144 amino acids)
Source: RefSeq, a predicted model, not a curated record